Messenger RNA from Recurvomyces mirabilis, 966 nucleotides. RefSeq lists its product as uncharacterized. The record is from RefSeq and is a predicted model, not a curated record. The transcript has a single exon. Bases 1 to 966 code for a protein of 321 amino acids. Gene Ontology annotation, biological process: iron-sulfur cluster assembly. Lineage: Eukaryota; Fungi; Ascomycota; Dothideomycetes; Mycosphaerellales; Teratosphaeriaceae. Gene Ontology annotation, molecular function: iron ion binding; 4 iron, 4 sulfur cluster binding. Gene Ontology annotation, cellular component: mitochondrion.
AUGGCCAGCAAAUCUGUUGCGCGUACCCUCGGCAAGGUUCUGUCUCGCCCUUCUACGACCCCAGCCUCGACGACCACAAGAUGUCAGCGUCUUGCCACAUUCCACAGCUCGCGAGCUUUCACAGACAAUGCACGAUCUACCACACUUUCAUCAUCCGCAAGGCGACACAGACCUAGUCUUGCUCCUUUGACGCAGCCUGCAUAUCGACAGGCUCCUCCAGCAACACGAACCAUCUUCAUCCAGACCGAGGAUACACCAAAUGCAGACGCUCUAAAGUUCCGACCGAAUCAUGAAGUGCUGCCCGAGAACUUCCCAUCAUCAUACCUCGAAUACUUGUCACCGCGAUCUACAGUUGCACCACCACAUCCUUCACCACUGGCUGCACAGCUUAUGAAUGUGGAUGGUGUGACGAGUGUCUUCUACGGCAAGGACUACAUCACAGUGACCAAAGACAGCUCGACACCAUGGGCGCAUGUCAAGCCGGAAGUUUUCAGCAUAAUCAGCGAAGCUGUAACCAGCGGCCAACCAAUAGUAAACAUAAUCGAGAGCAAGGCGGGCGAGGAAGCUGGCCAAGGAAGUGCAACGGCGGAAGCGGAUUUGAACUAUGCGCCAGAAGAUGAGGAAGUCGUAGGAAUGAUACAGGAGCUUCUGGAGACACGUAUUCGACCUGCUAUACAGGAAGACGGAGGGGACAUCGAGUUCCGAGGCUUCCGUGAGGGCCAAGUGAUGCUCAAGCUUGUGGGUGCGUGUAGGACGUGUGAUAGCAGCACGGUCACCUUGAAGAAUGGCAUCGAGAGCAUGUUGAUGCAUUAUAUCGAGGAAGUGAAAGGUGUGCAGCAAGUCAUGGACCAGGAGGAGGAGAUUGCUAUGCAGGAAUUUGCCAAGUUCGAGGAGAAGCUGAAGGCACAGGGACGAGGCACACCGACGACGACUGGCAAGGGAAGUUUAGAUACUGCGGCGGCAUAG